AAGCAACAUAGAAAACUGAGUAUGCAGCAAAUCCUUAUCCUCUACGUCAAUCGCAGGGAAAAACCAUCUCAAAUCAGACAAGAACACGCACAAGUUACAACACGCACAAGUUACAUAUAUUCUCCCUCGCUCUCAAACCCUUCCACUCACAGCCCAGGUUGCUAGAGCCAGUCGUCUUCCUCCUCCAGCCCAGGUGUAGAGCAUUCGGAGAGCUCAAGUUUGCCUUGUCCUCUCCUCGCAGAGUAGAAGAAGCUCUUGAAAGCCGCAACACCAACCACCAGGAAUCAAACCGAGGGGAGGAAGCUCAGAGGUCGACAGCCGUGAAGGCCUGAGCACAUCACCCGCAACGGCGUGGAGAAGAAGAUGAUCCCUUUCAUAAAGAUGAAACGCUCCCUCCACUAGAUGAUGCUCUGCAGCGGGAGCUCACCCAAGGCACCAAUGGAUCUGCAACGCGGCGGCUGGGCGCGGCGGGCCGGCACCGCCGGCGGCAAGGCGGAGUCGGAGCAGAGGAAGCUGCGGCGCGUGAGGCUCCCCUUCUGGUCCUGCCCCCCGAACCGGCCUCCAGGCACCUGAGCGCCUGCCUCGUGUCUCCCUCUCCUUCCUCUUUCCUCGGUGCUCUUCGUCCACUUCUCCAACAAGCUCCUCGGUCUAGUAGCCGCCACGACGACAUGGCUCUGCUUUUCGUGUGAUCUCGUCGUGAGCCUGCCUGAUUCCCACCCACGGUCCCUGCCUUGCCGGGGCGGCGGCCUCGGGAGAAGAGGAGGGCUCGUGUCCGGGCCGUGUCCUCGAUCGGGAACCAGGGCGUUGGUCUCGCCGCCGCUUGCCUUGCCUUGCCUCCCUGUCUGUCUCGCCGCCGUUCCUUGCCGGAGCUUGCGAGGCCUUGGGGAACAGGGGUGGGUGCUUGGGCUUGGCUCCCUCCGAUCCUGUCGCGUGUUCUUGGCUCCUCUUGUGACCGGACCGCAAGUUCUUGGGUGCGGGAGCUGUCUUGUCCGUGCUGAUCGAUCCCUUGGGAGUUGGAACAAGCAGCAACCGCUCUUGCAGUGCGUUGUUGGGAUUGCGAUCGAGGAAACAGGGGGCUUCUUCUUUAUAUCCUGAUCGCCUUCUCCUGUCCUGCGGCGUGUCAGCUCAAGAAGCCUGUGUGCAAACUGCUCUGACUUCUGAGUUCGUCAAGUUCCUGGCACACUGCUGCAUUUUUCUUCGCCGGCAAAAGUUGGUCCAGCGUUGCAGCUGAACUGUUAUGUUCUUGUGCCGUCGCUCUGCUGGAAGGUGUUGACGACGGCAUGGACUCUGUACCCUUUGGUGACACGGAGCUCUUCGACGGGUUCUACGGCGGUUUCAGCGGCCAUGGAUACGAUGAGUAUGGACUUGGCCAGCUGGUGGGCGCGUCGACGUCGCAUGUCCCAUUGGACGGCGGCGGAGCGGAGGAGGUGGACGGCGCUGCCGCCGCCUCCACGGAGCUGCUGCUGGAGGCGCCGAAGCGGAAGGGAGACCACCGGUCCGAGAAGGCGGCGAUGGCGCUCAAGAGCCACAGCGAGGCGGAGCGGCGGCGGCGGGAGAGGAUCAACGCGCACCUCGCCACGCUCCGGACCAUGGUUCCCUGCACCGACAAGAUGGACAAGGCCGCGCUGCUCGCCGAGGUCAUAACGCACGUCAAGAAGCUCAAGACCAGCGCGGCGCGCAUCAGGAGCCACUGCGCCGUCCCGGCCGACGCGGACGACGUCGCCGUCGAGCUGGUGCCGGCCCCGGACGCGGCGGUGGCGUCCCCGCCACCGUCCCACGGCGGCGGCCUCCUCGUAAAGGCCACGCUCAGCUGCGCCGAAGGCGCCGACGUGUUCGCCGACGUCAAGAGCGCGCUGCGGCCGCUGAGGCUGAGGGUCGUCGGGUCCGAGGUCACCACGCUGGGCGGCCGCGUCCUACUGACCUUCCUCAUGUCGCCGCCGCCGGCCGGCGACGUGGGCGGGCUCGCCGAGUCCGUGCGCCAGGCGCUCCAGUCCGUGCUGGACAAGGCCAGCUCCGCGCUCGAGUUCGCGCCGAGGGCGUCGCUCCUCAACAAGCGCCGGAGGGUCUCCACGUUCGAGUCAUCAAGCUCCUCUUCUUGAGCUAGCUAGCUAGUACUCAAGUUACGUUUUGGUUGGGUUUGCAGCUGCAGUGCUUGUGUUAGUAAUUCACCUUUUUAUUUGCUACCUUAAUUAUUUACACGAGCAUUGUUUCGAUCGAUCUCUGCGAGCUUAAUUACUCUACUUUGUAAGAGCUAGCAUCGAUCACUCCCGACCGGCACGCUGUAAUUUAAUUUAGAGUACUUUGUAAGAACAUCACAAUGCAAGAGACUGCUUCAUAAUUGUUGGUA
Molecule: messenger RNA, 2347 nt
Organism: Panicum virgatum (switchgrass)
Lineage: Eukaryota; Viridiplantae; Streptophyta; Magnoliopsida; Poales; Poaceae
Product: transcription factor bHLH30-like
Exons: 2
Coding region: 1281-2099 (272 amino acids)
Biological process (GO): regulation of DNA-templated transcription
Molecular function (GO): DNA-binding transcription factor activity; protein dimerization activity
Source: RefSeq, a predicted model, not a curated record